AUGAUAAGGAUUGAUGUUUUUUCUAUUUUUAAGAAAAAUUUAUUUUAUAAAUCUAAGUUGUUGACAUCAAGAAAAACUAUAAGUUCAGAAAUAAAAAAAAAGAGGAAGAAAUGGACUCUUCCAUUACCUUCGAGUUUAAAUGAGGUACAAAAAGUAGUUUUAAAAAAAGAUUCAGAAAAUAAUCAAAAAGAAAACAAUUCAUUUCAGCAGUGGAAAAAACAGAAAAUAGCACUUAAAGAAAAGUUUCCUGAAGGCUGGAAUCCUUUAAAAAAACUUUCACCAGAUACAAUGAGUCAAAUUAAAACUCUCCGUCAACAAGACCCAGCAUAUACUGUUCCUGUCCUUUCAAAUAUGUUUAAGGUUUCACCUGAAGCAAUUCGAAGAAUUUUAAAAAGUAAAUGGGAACCGUCACCUGAAGAAUAUGCAGAUAAAUUGGCACGAUGGAAAAAAAGGAAAUCUCGUAUGAGGGAUAUUUGGAUGUAUCAAACGAGUAAAAAUGAUAAAAUUUAA
This is a messenger RNA of Pneumocystis jirovecii RU7, 510 nucleotides long. RefSeq lists its product as uncharacterized. Gene Ontology annotation, cellular component: nucleus. NCBI's taxonomy places the organism in Eukaryota, Fungi, Ascomycota, Pneumocystomycetes, Pneumocystales, Pneumocystaceae. The transcript is spliced from 4 exons. The record is from RefSeq and is a predicted model, not a curated record. Bases 1 to 510 code for a protein of 169 amino acids.